AUGCUAACUUGUAAUAAAGUACUAGAUAUCCCUCAGAGAGAGAUAGUAGCUGAACAAGGGCAGUAUUAUUUUGAAGAAGAUCAAGAUGAUAAAAACAUUAAAGUCCUCUUUACAACAGAAACUCUUGCUGUAGGACUCAAUUCUCCAGUAGCUGGAAGACGAAGAAUUGAUAAAAAAGGAUAUGUCAUUAUUAUGACAAAUGCAAAAUUGAAUGUUGCUGCGCUUAAAAAUAAAUUGACACUUAAAUCUUCAGUACCAAUGAACUCAAAUUCUUUUAAAGACUAUCAAAAAAAAAGCUUUUAUGCAAACACUGCUAUUUUCAAAAAAAGAAAAGAAGUUUUUAAAGAACUUAAUUUCAUUAAUGAAAAUAAUGAAUUAACAAAAAAAGGAAUGAUUGCUGCGAAUAUAUCCUAUGUUGAAGGAUCGAUGAUACUUGCUGAAUUAAUUGAAAGCAAUAACUUACUUAAUAAAAGGAUUGAUGCAAUUGCUGCAACAUUCUCUUUAUUUGUUUGUUCAAAAAGUACAUCAAAAGAAAAAUCUCAAGAAGCUAGUAAAUCAAUUAGUGCUGUGUGGAAAAUCCAAAGAAAAAUAAAUGAAAUUGAAAAAAAAAUAGAUUUUUCAAAAAAGGAAAUGUUGGAAGUCAAAAUUUAUGGUGAAAUGUAUGAAAAAGUUCAAGACCUGGUUAAUGGAAAAACAAUUUUUGAUACUAUUGAAUCUUCAGAAAUUUACGCUUUAAUAUUACUAAAAGUCAUCAAGGACAUUAAAAAAUUGUUUGAAGAAAUUAUAAAAUCAUGGAUUAAAGAUACCAAACGACCAUAA
Strongyloides ratti is the source of this 819-nucleotide messenger RNA. Its product is annotated as DSH, C-terminal domain-containing protein. The transcript is spliced from 3 exons. The record is from RefSeq and is a predicted model, not a curated record. The coding region runs from base 1 to 819 and encodes 272 amino acids. Lineage: Eukaryota; Metazoa; Nematoda; Chromadorea; Rhabditida; Strongyloididae.